Amphibalanus amphitrite is the source of this 3875-nucleotide messenger RNA. Its product is annotated as USP6 N-terminal-like protein. The record is from RefSeq and is a predicted model, not a curated record. Lineage: Eukaryota; Metazoa; Arthropoda; Thecostraca; Balanomorpha; Balanidae. Bases 537 to 2651 code for a protein of 704 amino acids. The transcript is spliced from 9 exons.
AGAUCCAUUAUAUUUUCCCUAGAAAUAUUUAGAAAAGUCUCCGCUAGUGUAAACCCUAUGGGCGUUUAGAGAUGGACCACCAAGUACUCGCAAGUUUACGCGGCUGGCAGCCGCGAAAACUUUGGAGGCCCACCAUUGGAAAAUUAGGCAAUUUUGAGACGAAUGACUUUGGAUUGGGGCUUCAGUCACCUUCUUCUACACGUUUCACUGAGUAAGUCCGAAAUUUUGGAAAAAACCCUGAUAAUACCUUUAAAGCAUUUCAAUUUGUAUUAUUGCUAUCAAUGCAUCAUUGAAGCUCAUACCUAUUGCAAUUGGUUGACUGUCUUGGACUGCCGGGAAGUCAGUGUUCUUGGUGAAACAGAAGGUUAUCGGUGCGGAGAAGUGAGCCUCAAACCAAACCUUGACCUCCUGCUUCUGCCCUGCACAAGUUGAAGUAAAGUGAAGUCAGUCACCUCUGCUGACAUUCACAUCUUAUGAGAUUAAGCGGGCCCCGUUGGGCGGCGCGGCGCGGCCCGGCGGCGGCCUGAGCUGCAGCCAUGAGCCCGGCCGGCGGGCGCGGCGGCGACGCCGAGCUGCUGGCGGCGCGCGCUGCCGCCGAGCGCGCUGCCAUCGUGGCCAAGUACGACCUGGGCCGCGAGGAGGGCGCCCAGAUCGACCCCUGGGAGGACCCCAAGUUCGAGAUCUACCACGUCACAGACAGAUACGGCUUCAUACACGACUGCCGGCUGCCGGAGACGCAGACCGAGGUGGAGAAGACGCUCAAGGAGCUGGAGGUGACGCGCGAGAAGAAGUGGCUGGACAUGCUGCACCGCUGGGAGAAGAUCCGCGCCGGCAAGGACCGCAAGCUGGCCGACAAGCUGCGGCGCCGCGUCUACAAGGGCAUCCCUGACAAGCUGCGCGGCACCGUCUGGGGCAGGAUGCUGAACGUGGAGAAAUUGAAACAGGAACAGCCCGGUGUCUACGAGAAGAUGCGGCAGAGCGCCCGUCUCUGGUCGCCGGAGGUGCGGCAGAUUGACCUCGACGUGAACCGCACCUACCGCGACCACAUCAUGUUCCGCGAGCGGUACGGCAUCAAACAGAAGGAGCUCUUCCACGUGCUCGCGGCGUACUCUGUGUACAACACGGAGCUGGGCUACUGCCAGGGCAUGUCCCAGAUCGCCGCGCUGCUGCUCAUGUACCUCAACGAGGAGGACGCGUUCUGGGCGCUCUCCGUGCUCAUGGCCGGCAACAUGUACAACAUGCACGGUUUGUUUAUUCAGGGAUUUCCCAAGCUCAUCAGGUUACAAAGGCAUCAUGAGCAGAUUCUGAAGAAGUAUCUGCCCAAGUUGAAGAAGCAUUUAGACCGGCAUGGAAUAGACACGACAAUUUACACGCUUAAAUGGUUCUUCCAGUGCUUCCUAGAUCGGGUACCGUUUACGCUGGCGUUGCGGCUGUGGGACGCCUACAUCCUGGACGGCGAGAAGGUGCUGGUCACCGGCGCCUACAUGAUCCUCAAGGUGCACCGAAAGACGCUCCAGCACCUACCCAUGGAGGAGAUACUCGACUUCCUCCAGGUGCGUCUGGAGCGCGACUUUCAGCAGGACGACGACUCGGCGAUGGCCGAGCUGGAGCGGUGCGCCGUGGAGCUGCGCGGCGCGCGCCUGGAGCGGCCCGAGCCGCCGCCCGACCACGAGCUGCCGCAGCGGCCGUUCGGCCUGUUCGUGCCGCCGCCGGCGCUGGUGCAGGCCGGCCUGCGGCGCGACAUGACCGCCGGCGAGGAGAAGGUGGUCGGCGACAUCCAGCGCAUCCGACAGGAGGCGCAGCUCUCCGCCGGAGAAGCCUCCGGCAAUUCGCAUGACGCUAGUAUAGACGACUUCUCGUCGCUGCCGCCGCUGGGCUCACGCACCUCUCUGGCGGCCACCUCGGCCUCGGCGGCCGACAUCAGCACGUGCUCGCUGCGCUCGCUGCCCGGCUCGUCUCCGGCGGCCGGCCGCCGCCCGGCCCACCUCAGCCUGACGGGGCUGGCCGGCGACUCGGCCGAGCCGGGCGCGCCGCAGGCCCGCUCGGAGCCCACCACGCCGCGCCACGCGGCCGCCUCGCCCGACAAGGUGUCCAUCUUCGUGCCGUACACGCCCAACGGCAGCCUGGCGUCGGCGCGCAGCGGCCCCGAGCGGCGCACGCCGCGGGACGGCUCGGCCGAGCGGCGGGCUCUGUCGGCCGACCGGGCGGUGGGCCCGGCCGCCGGCGCCGUCCAGGUGUCGCCGCCCACCUCCUGGCCGGACGAGGCGGGCUCGGCCGGCUCGCCGACCACGCCUGUGUCGCACUGGCCGGCCGACUCGCCGCCCGGCUGGCACUCGGUGCCGUCGCCGGCGUCUCAGCGCGGCUCCGUGUCGCCGUCCUCGCCCGUCUCGCCGUGGUCCGUGUCGCGGGGCUCCUCCCUGGCCCGCUCGUCCACCCAGUCGCCGCCGGCGCCGGCCGAGAACGGCGUGCCGCGUCGGCCCGACGACGAGCCGCUGGUGACCAUAUCGACGCCCGAGGCGGGCCACGUGACGCGCGUGUCGAUCCGCACGGCGCGGGUGAUGCCGCGAGUGACGCUGGCGGAGAUGGACGAGGUGGGCCUGUUCCGACCGGUGCCCUUUGUGCUGGAGAGCCCCGAGACGGACCUCAAGUGACGGACCGCCGCUGUGAUAGGGGCCGGUAGACGCCCCGGCGGCCGCCACGCGCAGUGUCAGUGCGGUGAGCGGCCGGUAGGUGGCAGGCGGCGCCACCAGACUGCACGUCCCAUGUCAAAGUGUCAUAGUACAAAGUGUGAUGAGCGUCUGUGGAGGAGAGGAUCGUGUCCCGUUACCUUGAUCUGCCUUGGGUGGUGUCCGGCCCGUGUAGUGUCGGGCCGUCCGGUCCGGUUGGGUGUUCUGCGGUCAGUUCCGUGCGUUAGGGCGUGUAUACCGAGGGCUGGCCGAGGGCGUCCUCUCGAGGCGCUCAGUCCGCUGCCUCAGACGGUAGUCAAUAUGCAUUUCUGGUUCUUGUACAACCAUCCCGUGUCCGUUCCAUCACUCCGGUUCAGCAUUCCUGAGAGUUUUGUACGUUGUCUUCUAUAAGGCGGCGGCGCUGACCCCGGUGCCCUGUGGGCCACCGCUGCAGCAUCGCUGUAACGACAGAGGGGAGAUAGGAUGAGGCAUCGACAGAUUUCUGCUAACUGCAGUUAGAUUUGCUCGGCGAUACGGUAUUAUUAAGUGUAUUCGAUGGAUAGCCAUUAUCCAAACAAGCGUACUUUGGUCCGUUUCAGGAUGCUUGAACUGUCAGGAAAUGCUGAAGUCCAAUUGCGAAGUUGUCACAUUGUUCCUUUAACUUACGAUUCCUCGGAGACGCUCUCUUGAACCCGUUGCUGCCCAUUUACCCGUGCUGCAGAGGCCUGUUUUGUUAGUUCUGUUUCUGUCAGGACGACAUACCAUUGGGGAUUGUCUAGCCGGAGCCGGUGUGGGUACUGGGUAGUAACUGAACUGAUAUCAGUCCGUGUGACGGCCUGAAGUGACCGGCGCCCUCCCGGAUCUGUUGGGGCGACUGACGGGGCCCAGUCUGCCAGGACCGAGUCCCGUCACUCGCAGCGGGCGCUCCCCGCCGCCCGAGCCGGCGACUGCGGCGGUUCAGUGGCUGUCGAGGCGGCUAGUACUCAUCGAUAUCAUUCUGUAUUUAUUGUUACCCGCUUCGCCCUCAGUUACGCCCGCCCGUGCCCUGUAUUCUCGGCUGUAGGCGGCGCUGCCCCGCUGCCGCCUUAUUUUUGUAUAUCGGCAUGGCUGGCCAGCUCGGCAGGGUGUGAUUUGUUCGGGGUCGAGAUAUCUGCCCGACUUGUACCGUGUGUAGACGAAAUGAAACGAUAAUACAUGUAUACUGAUGUA